AUGGUGGUCGACCGCUCUGCCACGACUGGCAGCGGGUCCAAGGAUGCACUGCCACCAGACACGACAAUUGUCACAUCUGUUCAGGGUGUGGCCAGAACACACAUGGCGCUCAGCAAUGUCCUCGAGCAGAGAAAGCAUAGAGCACUUACACCGUACAAUGCAAAUGCGUGGGAGAGUCAACUAUGCACAGCAGGACUUCUCGGACGAUACAAGAACCUACCGGACGGGUUACGAGUUGGUUUCAGGAUCAACAUUCCUCAAAUCACUCGUACUCAAGACCCUCCAAAUAAGGAAUCGAUCGUCACAUUUGCUCCGGAGUUCCUUAAGAUCGUUAAUGCCGAGAUCGCCAAAGGCAGGUACAUUGGACCAUUCUCCCGUACAGAUCUUGAGCACCUCAUUGGACCCUUCCAAUCAUCGCCCUUAUCCAUCAUCCCAAAGCCUGGCCGGCCUGGCCGGUUUCGCAUUGUACAGAAUUACUCAUUCCCUCACACGCCAUCCCUUCGUUUUCCCAAUCCGUCCAUUAACUCCACCAUUGACUCAGAUCUAUUUCCAAGCACUUGGGGAACCUUUAAUGCUAUAUGCCUACUCAUUCGUCGUCUACCGCCGGGCUCUCAGGCUGCAAUGUGA
Messenger RNA from Sparassis crispa, 627 nucleotides. RefSeq lists its product as hypothetical. NCBI's taxonomy places the organism in Eukaryota, Fungi, Basidiomycota, Agaricomycetes, Polyporales, Sparassidaceae. The transcript has a single exon. The coding region runs from base 1 to 627 and encodes 208 amino acids. The record is from RefSeq and is a predicted model, not a curated record.